GGAAUGCACAUUUUCAGCUCGAAUCCGCGGAUCCUGAUUAUCCGACUCGAGGCUGCCUGGUUCACUCGAUCCUCCGACAUCUUCAUCUCAAUUCCCGCUACCGUCCUUUGGGCAUUCUUGCAUCAAAACCCAGUAGGCGUAUCCGAGAGGCCCGAAUUCCGUGCAGUAUGCUCCGCCAUCCACGAGCCCUAUCCAAAAGUAUUCAUCAAGAUAACCCACCAUGGCCAAUCACAUACCUCUCGGAUAUAUUCUCAACUACCCAGUCCGUAUCGUCCAUCAAUCCAGAUAAUGAGAAUUCAUAACCACACAAAGGUUAAUAAUCAAGAAUUUACCGGAAAAGCCGUCUCCCGCGAUGCCACCGAUCUCCCUCAGAAUGAACAGCAACCCAGCGACCACACAGACCUACGGACAUCAAAAACGAUGAAGACCAGCACGAGAUUUUGGGACAACAAGUCGCUAUUAUGUGUCCGAGAGCGCAACGAUGACGACCUUAAGACAAGCACAGCGAGUGAGGAGAAAGCGAUGGAUUUCAACCCGGCGGUGGAUGCGAUGAAUGCGUUCCGGAUUGCGACGCUCAUCGUCUUCGGGCUCACCGUGCUGACGAUUGGCGGGUUGAGUAAGCGAUGGGAACUCGACGGCUGGGAGGAUUGGAGGAUAUUCAUCCAGUCCGGUCAUCUCGGCAAACUGUUGAUCCCCGAGAACUGGUCCCGAUCCGCAUCCCAAGCCAUCCCCGAUCGUCUAAGGCCUACUCCCGUCCCCCUCUCUGAACAAGAACUUCUCGACGAACUCGAACUCAUCAGUAGUUGGAGUUGGAAAAAAAGGGUCGAUCGUGAGUGGGAAGUCGAGCGAAAUCGAAGAGAGGCCGAAAGACUCCAAUGGGAAGCUCAAAGAAAAGCGCUAGGGAAAAAGAUUUGGUGA
Puccinia graminis f. sp. tritici CRL 75-36-700-3 is the source of this 918-nucleotide messenger RNA. RefSeq lists its product as uncharacterized. Lineage: Eukaryota; Fungi; Basidiomycota; Pucciniomycetes; Pucciniales; Pucciniaceae. The transcript is spliced from 3 exons. The coding region runs from base 4 to 918 and encodes 304 amino acids. The record is from RefSeq and is a predicted model, not a curated record.